Phanerochaete carnosa HHB-10118-sp is the source of this 600-nucleotide messenger RNA. RefSeq lists its product as uncharacterized. The record is from RefSeq and is a predicted model, not a curated record. Bases 1 to 600 code for a protein of 199 amino acids. NCBI's taxonomy places the organism in Eukaryota, Fungi, Basidiomycota, Agaricomycetes, Polyporales, Phanerochaetaceae. The transcript has a single exon.
AUGUCCUCGCUCCCGACCCUGUCUGCGUUGCAAAGCGGUCUCACGGACGCUGCAGACGGGGCCCUCGCGCAAGUGCUUGCGGUGCUUUUCGAGCCGUCCCCCACACUCUUUGCCCACCUCGUCCCGCAGCUCGCUGGGAGCCUGCCGUCCGCGAACGUGCACAGCUACGCGGAUCUCGUCGACCGCGCUCUUGACGCCCUCCACGGCUGGGAUGAAAGGCGCAAGGCGCGGUUUGUCGAUGCGCACCCCCGUAUCGGCGAGGUUCGACACCUCUCAGCGCUCAGCGCACGCGAGCAGGCCGCCGCCGCCACACCGCGCAAGGUCCUCGCGCGGCUUGCACACCUGAAUGCGUGCUACGAGCACCGAUACCCCGGUCUCAGAUAUAUCACGUUUGUGAACGGCCGGACGAGGGAACAGAUUAUGGAAGAGAUGGAGGGUGUCCUGGGUAUUCCGCACUCUCUAAGCGCGAGUGAGCCGGAGGUUGAGGGUGUUGGUCAGGCGGUAGUGGGAGGACCUGAGUGGAAGGGAGAAGUGGACAGGGCGAUAGAAAGUGUGGGGAAGAUAGCGAAGGCGAGACUUAAGGCUUUGGGGGUUGAGUGA